This is a messenger RNA of Ceutorhynchus assimilis (cabbage seed weevil), 1512 nucleotides long. The record is from the annotation of a GenBank genome assembly. Lineage: Eukaryota; Metazoa; Arthropoda; Insecta; Coleoptera; Curculionidae.
UUAUCUUAUUGUCCUCUUGAUAUGUUUUGCUUAUUUUAUAUUUAUUUAUCUGAAUUUUUUCUCGAAUUGUCUGAAAGUCGAAAAAAUAACAACGACAUAAAAUCGAAGACUUUUGAGUGAAAAACACCAAAACAGAAACGGACCUAAUAGGGUGAUGAAUUUAUAACGACAGGUGCCUCUAUAAUUCUAAGAUUACUCAAGAAUACCUAUAAUACCAAAGUCAAGAAAGAUUCUCUUUUAUUAUUUACAUCACGGUGUAUAAUUUUUAAAUUAUUAUAAACAAAAUGCAAUUAGAUGCAAUAGUAUAAAAGAUGACAUGCAUAAAAAUAGACCAGUACCUUUAAUUAAGGUCAGUUUUAAGAUGUAUUGUUUAAAACUUGUUCUUGUUACGACAAUUUACCUAGAAACAUUGACCUGGCUUACUCCACUUUGUACGGCUUAUCAGUACUUCGUCUUGGGCAAAAAUGGCGAUUACAAAUAUGGAUAUCGGACCGACGACGCGGUGGUCAGGCAAGAGGCCGAUCAAAGAAAUCAGGUUUCGGGACACUAUUUUUACAGGGACGAUUUGGGUAAUUUCGGUCUGAAGUAUACUUCGGGAGUGCAAGGGUAUUCGCCUCAACAAUUUGGUCCUAACGACGAUGCUGAUAAUCCUUAUCCUCAAGGAGUAAGUGAGGACAGGCAUACCUCGACUUAUGUGAAUCCCAAUCUACAACCACCAAACAGACCCCAAUCACAACCCAGAAAACCUUUCCCGUUCGCUAACAUCUGGAACUACCAAAAACAUUUACCAACCCCAUUUUUAACACCUUACCACCUGAUAGACGUGCCAAAAUACGCCAACCAUUGGCAAUAUUCAAAAGGGCUAAACGAUAGAUCGUACAAUUUUUCGUUUGACACUGGAAAUUAUAGAAAAAGCGAAUCAUCUGAUUCUUUUGGUAAUAUUAGAGGUAUUUUUGAAUACGAAGACGACGCUGGUUAUCAUGAUUUGAGCUAUUUUUCGAAUGAUACUACUGGAUUUGUUGUUACCGGUGGUAAUUUGGCUAAUAGCUACAAUGGACCACAACCAACUACCAUCCAUUAUCCGCAAGAAUUACAAAAGCUUUCCAAAUUCCUCAACGAUUUCCUGGACAAACUAUAUUCCUUACCAUACGGAAGAGGCCUCAAAAAUCAUUCGUAUUACUUCAAAUUCGAAUCUGAUAAGCACAAAAUCGAAGAAACUUCCAACCGGAAUGGUAAUAUUACCGGCGACUUUGAGUAUCGCGACGAUCAUGGACUGAGACAUGAUUUGAGCUAUGAAAUUGAUGAAUUGAAUGGGUUUAGAGUGAUUGGUGGUAGUUUGGCCGAUAAUCAUGAUGGCAUUGAUAGUUCAACUGAUACAAGUGAAGCUAAAGAUGACGGUGAAAUUGUUUUUUUGUUUGGCAAAACUACAAUGAAUCCAUUUAUUACAGCCGAAUAAUAAUUGUUUUAAGAAUUCAUAUUAGGUAUAUUAAAGGACAAUAAAAACUACUCAAC